This is a messenger RNA of Spirodela intermedia, 7048 nucleotides long. The record is from the annotation of a GenBank genome assembly. Lineage: Eukaryota; Viridiplantae; Streptophyta; Magnoliopsida; Alismatales; Araceae.
AUGUCCGGGGGAUUCUUCCGGGUAGGAUGCCCUCUCCUCCCAAGGCUUCCAUGUCUUCGAUUAUUGCGGGGGAUCUCCCAUGAAGGGACGUGUUAGGGUUCUGAAUCUCUUUUUUUGUAUUUUUUUUUGUUUCGACGCAUAGGGCACCUCGGCCGAUCAGGACACCCGCUUCUCCAACAAGCAGGCGAAGCUCCUGAAGACGCAGAAGUUCGCGCAGGAGCUCGAUCACCUGGUCAGUGACCAUCAUCUUCAGGCGUCUUCUUUUGUUUCAUGCGACAUUGAGUUUGUCGAAUUCGCCGUAUGGUGGCGAACUCGAACGGGGUGGGCUGUGCCUUUUCCGGUGAAAUUGGGAUGAUUUGUGGGACUGACGAGAUGACGGCCUGCUCUUUCUUCAUUCCUCGCGGGGAUCGGUUUGUCUCAUUCUUUUCGUUCUCAGGUGGAUAUGACGAAGGUUAAGAUGGACGUGAUGAAGCCGUGGAUUGCAAAGAGGGUAACCGAACUGCUGGGUUUUGAAGAUGAAGUCCUUAUUAAUUUUGUCUAUGGUCUCCUCGAUGCAAAGGUUCGUUGCCUAUUUUUAUUGAAAUCUAAGUUCCUUUCAUGUGUACGCAUUAUCUGAUUUUACUGAAUGUAAUGUCUCAGGAAGUGGAUGGUAAGCAGAUUCAAAUACAGCUCACCGGUUUUAUGGAGAAGAAUACGGGGAAAUUUAUGAAGGAGCUUUGGGUUCUUUUACUGAGCGCUCAGAAAAAUGCUAGUGGUGUCCCACAGCAAUUCCUGGAUGAAAAGGAGGAGGAAAUGAAGAAGAAGAUGGUUUGUGUUGCUGUUUCACGUCAUUAUCACCAGUUGGUUAUGUACUUCCAGCGUUACGGUUUUCCUAUGACUUAUUUAUUUGCUCUUGUAGGUGGAAUCUGAGAGGAUAACUCAGGAAAUUCAGAAGAGGAGGGAGAGAGAGGGACAAGAUGCCAUUCAAAUGAAUCUGAAAGGAAUGGUAGGCUAUUUAUUUGAGCAUGAGUUGCAUUCUAUGAUUAGAAUCUAUUUUUAACUGGCUUUUGCUUUUUUUCCUGGCAUUCAGCCUGCUUCUCCGAUUGUUUGGCUUCAUGUCCUUCUUUCCCUCGAACUACUGUAGGACGGUGAGGCAGAUAUUACAAGACAUAUGGAUGCUGCGUCUACUGCUCUUCUGAAGCAUUCAGGGGGGAGGCCUUCUACUGCUAACCCUGAGGAUGAGAGAGAAACAGACCGGAGACGUGUCUCAAGGAGAACGAGCAGGUCAUUCAUUGAAUUUUUUCCAUGGCAUUUUUUUGUUUCUUAUUUGCUUCUAAAUUUGAAAUAAAAUCAUUAUCUGUUUAUUUCUAAAGAAACCAUAUAACGGACAGUGUAUUUGUUAAAUAUUUUUGUUAUGCUGAUGUUCAGUUCGAUAGUGCAAUAAUGCGUGGAUCGUUGGUAAUGAAUAAAACAUUGAUGAAUGAUGGAAACGGACAAAUCAUCAGACGAGAACCAAAACAAAAUUCUCUGAGAUCAGAAUAUACCCCCGUGAAAAUUUAGAAUAUUCAUCUCACGCUGCCGAGCAUGAUGAUGAGACUAACUACCCUAAAAGUAACUUUUGGUUUAUUUUUAUUUGAAUGUUCUUUGAAAUCCUGUAGGGUCUAUUUUUUGGGCUUAUAAUAUAUGUGGCACCCUUCUGGGGUGCUAGGGAAAUAAACAGGAAAAGAAUCUAGAAAUAAACAAGGGCGUCUUUAUCAUAUAUCUGAAACCAUUUUUUUUAACACCCUAAAUUAAUGCCAUCUCCUAUUCGGAAUGGAAACCUUUUGGAUUCAGACUUAUGGUUUUGCUGAAAUGUAGAUAAAAACGUCAUUUCCUCACACGGUUCUCCCGCAUCUAUGCUUCAUGUAUCUUAUCAUUGUGGGGAUAUAUGUGUUGAAACUAAUUGCUUGUGAGAUGGGAACAUGGUAAUGCUGCUGUGAAUCCUUUCCUGGUUAGUUGCAUAGUGUGCAAAGCUGUUCCCUCCUCGAGCAGACCUAGUGGGGAUCCCAGGUGGACAUCCAUUGCUUUCUUAGUUUCUAGUUAUCUAUAUCUGCAUGUGUUUCUUAUAUACACGUGAAUGCAUUAUCUGUUCAUCCGACUGCAGAGAGAAAUAGCCACUGAUAUGGAGGUAGGAACCAGUUAUUUAUUUAAGGGUUAUAAGGAUGGGGCCACCCAGGCAAGUGAAGAUACUGAUCAUGCGAUGUGGCCACCCAGGAUGCUCAUUGCUUCGGCCCGCCCUUUAAUUUUUGGCUUGGCUGAAUGCUGGUAACUGUGUUAUUAACUUUCUUGGGAAAAUGACAAGAUGCAUGUGGAAAGGGUCAAAGUCCCGGGAGGGGGGUUGACUUGGGCCUAUUCCUCUCUUUUGAAGGUUUUCUGUCUCUGUGGAGACUUUAUCUUUGGGAUGUAAUUGGAUUUCUCGGAUCUGGCUGGAAGAAUCUGACUCUGAAUUAUGUGCGUAGUUCCUUAGGUCGCAGAUUUGGACCCCCGGUAAACAGUGCAUUCCGAAAAUAAAAUAUUAGCACAAAGACGAAAAAGCGUCUCAUAAGUUUUACCAUAAACAUUUUCAAAGGUCAUCCCAAACAUCAUACGCAUGGGGUUAGGGAGAUGCUUUCCAUAAGGUGGGAAAAAAAAUCUGAAUAUGUUCAUUAUAUUUGUAUGGCUAUGCAACAUUACAUGUUGAUUCACUAUCUCAAGAUCUUUUCUGUGGAACAUUUUUUUUUGAAACAAUGUCAUAAAAUAUGAUUUCUAGGAGUUGUUGGAUAUGAAGAUUAAAAGUGAAAAUAAUUUUACAAUAAAGAAGGAAAAAUAGAUUGGAAGUUGGUGGAUCUGUCCCAUUGCCUGUUUUUUUCUUAAACAUAAAGGGAAAACAUUUCAUGUUCAUAAUGUAUUUGUCUCUGUUUUUCCCCUAGUAACGUCUUAACCAAAUUGAUUUUUUUAUCAGGCAGCGUUCCCCUUCUUAUCAUUCAGAUGGAAAGUCUCCAUUCCCUCAAAAGUAAGGGCGUUUUUUUAAACUCAACUUUUGUGCCCUUUUAUUUAUAAAUACCGAAGUUGACGCUUGAUUGGGUACAUCUUACAGGGGCUCUCAUGCAGUUACUAAGUCACGCAGUAGAUCAUUUUCCCGCUCCAGGAGCUAUUCAGAGUAUAUUAUUAUUACACUUAUACAUUUUAUUUUAAUUUAAUUUAGUUUCUUUAUUCCACUGGUCGUGGUGAAUUGUGUGAAAUAUCUUUUUCUGAUGCUUUUGGAUGUUGUGUGGCAUCUUGCAAAACCAAUGUGCUGAUUUAUUCUUCAAUGGUGACCAAAAUAACCCUUAUAAUACCUACAGGCUGCUAUUAAUCGGAGUGUCAAUGCUUGGUUCUUGCCAAUAUCAGUCUAGUUUUCAUUAAUCACACUGCUUCGAUGGUGCAUUACCAUUGUCUCUGAUGAGUCAUAGUUGUGCUUCUCUUUGUUUAGUUAUGUGGUUUUAUGUCACUGUUUUACAUGAGAGUGUCAAUGUUCCCAUUUUUUGUCUUAGUGAAGGCUAUUUGGGGUGAAGUUUCUUGGUUGGAUGCUGGGUGUUUAUUUCUGUCUAUUCCAAGUGGCUCAGAAGAUGGUGUAUUGUCAGAGCCCCAUUGAUGGUCGUUAUCAGCGACUUUUGCUAUAAGUGCUUUAGCCGGUCCUUUACUCUCUCUAUAUAUGUAUAUAGAUAAGACUUUGUGCGUGUUUAUAUUUGUUAAUUAUAGCUAUAGAAAAGGUAGUCCAUUGCUGACUUGUCAUCCUUCUCACUGCCUUUGCGACAAUAUUGGUGUAGCACCUGGUCAUCUGUGACAUCUGUGGUCUGUUAAUCAUAAGUUCUUCAAAGGUUAAUGCCUUAGUAACAGUAUUAUUGCGUUUUUCCUAGAAAAUUAUUGCAUAAUUUCCACUACAUAAUUAACAUUCACACGAUUUCGACUUGUUGAGAUUUGAUUUUUAUGUUUUUGGCAAGAAACAAGAAGAUUGUUGUAUCACUUUAUCCGUGCAAUCUUAAGCUCUUACUUUUUCAGUGAUGGACGCAAGUCAAGGGACGCAUCUCUAUCAACUAGUCCUCCAAGGCAUUUGCAUUCUCAGGACAGGAGGCGCCGAUCUCUGCCAAGAUAUUCUGUUUCACCUCAUCGGCAUCGUUCACCUCAGGUUCCUGCUUCAAGGCGGAGAUCACCUUAUGCAAGGCGAAGAUCUUCACCUCGCUUGCAUCAUAGAUCCCCAUCUCCUUUUCGCCGUAGGUCUCCCGUCCGAGUGCGUCGGCGAUCUCCAUCCCCUCGCCUUCGUCGGCCAUCACCUAUACGUCGCCGGUCUCGGUCACCUCCACGUCGUCGGUCACCACCACGUUCUCAUAGGCAAUCACCUUCUCGUCGACAUCAUCGAUCUCCAUCACCUUCAUGGAGGAAAUCUCCUAUACGUCGUAGGUCACCUGUAAAACUCCGUCGGAGGUCACCUUCUCCAGCAAAUCACAAAUCACCUUCUAGACGGAUAUCUUUAUCACCAAUGAAACACAAUUCACCAUCUCCUUUAAAGAGAUCUCCACAGCCUAGGUCACCAAAACACCACAGGAUAUCAUUGAGACAUUCACCAAGGCAGCGUGCUGCUGACUCACAAAGUUCCCCACGACAAAUGAAUAGGUCUCUAUUCUUGAGUCUUAUUUUAUCAUUUAUUUAAUGAGUGGUUCUUGUUUUCUUUUUUGCUUUUAACAUGUGAUUCAGUGGCAUUCAUGCAGGAGCCAUAAUACCAACCAAAGUCGGAGUUCAUCUCAGAGUCACAGCAGUUUGAGCAGGGAACAGAGUAAUCGUCCUGGGGUGGAGGUCAGAAGGUAUGAGGAUGAUUAGGCCUGUCACGGAUACUUCUAGCUUGUAGAUUUCAUUGUCUUCUAGAUUUUUUUUGUGUUUAGUGCUUUAAAGAAUUUUUAUGUGGUUGUUAUGUUGUUGUUUAGCUGUGGCACCAAUUUUGGUUCCUAUAUGGCUAAUCCCAUUUUGCAUUCCUGACAAGUGGCGUCUUAAUUGUUCCGAAUUUUAUAUGUGACUGACGAUUAGGUUGAAAGCGAUAAUUACGAGGAAAAGGCAUGAAGAUCAAACUAAUGUCGGUUAUGUUCUGUGUAAUCAUGUGGUAUAGAAUAUAUAUUAUAACAUAUCAAUUUUUUAAUGCAUGAAACAUGUUCGAAAUCAUACUUGGAUGAGGCCAUCCUUGUCUCAGUUUCUGAUUUAUUAUCAAACAAAAUAUAUCGUUACAGGAUCCAAAUUCCCUCUGAACUUGGCCAAUCCUUAAGAUCUGCUGAUUUUAUUCAUAUCUGCAAUGGUAUUGUAAUUGCCAUGAUUGGAGGAAGUGUGCCAUUAUAUAUUUAUUUACAUUUCUUACAGAACCAUUUUGAAGAGGUCACCUAACCGUUCUAUUGAAAAAGAAGAAAGUAAAAAAAUUGAUUUGCGACGUGGUAGACUAGACUCUCCAUCAGUAAAACAAGAUAUUAAGUCUGCACCAACUGAAACCCAUGGAAAAAAUUCGGGCUCCCCUCCUCGUGGGCAACAGAUGAAUACAAGUGGAAACAGGUGUGGGUGGUAGUCUGAUCCGUUGUUAAAAUACAGCCAGCGCUUUGCUGCCAUGAAAAUGUUAAUUAGUUUUCUUCAAAUGUUUCACAGUUCAUCAAAGAGUCCUGACAGGCAAGGUAGGGGAUUAAUAGCUAGUCAUGAUAGCCCUGAAUCAAGAGGAGGAAGCUCUGAUGCGAGGUUUUUUCUCCGGAAAAUUUCGUUAAACUCUAAAAUCGUUAAAUAUGUUAAAGUGAAUCAUAACUGUAAAUAUUUUUUCAUAUCAACUACAGGGAAACUUCAGUUCAGAAAAUUAGUUCUUUGAGCAAGAAAAGUCAGCGUUCACCCUCUGGAACUAGUUGGAAACUCUCAAGAAGCUAUGAUUCUGAAGAAUCUUCUCCUGGGGAAUUAGCAGUCGAGGAUUCUGUGUAUGAUAGGCAUAAUGUUGACUUGAAAAUAAUGGAGCAUCACGAACAGAAGAGGUUCUUUUUCUCACCUCUCUCCCAUCCUCGAAAGAAAUGUCUUUCUCCAUUUUUGGGGACACAUUGGUGCAUGUUUUGUUUACCCUCCGUUUCAUUGAUUGAUUGUCUGGUUGUGAUUGAUUGUUCUACCUGUUGUCAAACCCGCCCUUUUUGAAUGGGAUGAUGCAGCGUUGAUGUAGUUUUCAAAACUGAUAACUUAGUUGGCCAUAGUUUAUGUAUUUUCACUAGAGCAUAAAUUUUAUGUGACCAUUGUUAACUAGGUUUCUCUUUGCAGUGCCACAGAUCCUCCAGAAGGGUUCACGGAGGAAAUAUCUCUUUUAGAUGAAGAGGUCGAGUAUGGUCCUGGGAAGAUGGAUGGUAACUUAUCGCCUAAUCUAAUUGGCCAGGAGAGAUCUUCUAGUAAGAAGGUUGCUAGAGAUUAUUCCUCCCCUGGCAGAAGACCAACAAAAGAGCAGGACUUCGCAAAGAAUUCGCACUUGGACGAAGCUUUACGUAAUGAUGAUAGGAAAAGGCCUCGCGUGGAAGAAAAUGCAAGUUAUGCAGAGAAAUCAGCGAAGCUAGAUAAGAAUGAUCGAAUUUGUCCCGUGGAUACAGACUCGGAAGAUAAAAAUAGAGCGCAGAAGACUGAGAGAAGGCCCAAAAAGUUAGACCAGAAAGAAACAUCUCUAGAAGAUGAAUCGGAUUAUGAUUCAGCGACAGAGCGUAGGAAAGAAUUGAAAAGAAGAAAGAGGGAGGAGAGAAGGUUGCGCAAGGAGGAGAAACGUCGGAGGCGUGAAGAGAGGCAUAGAAAAAGGGAGGAACGACGGGCACAAAAGAUGUCGAAGGACGUUCACACUGUGGGAUCCCACCCAGACAAAGAGAGAAACUAUAGUGCGGCUGAAGAGUCUGACGAAGAAGCUGGUUUGAAGGUUUCAAUCACAACCGACACAGAGGAAAGGGAGACUGAUCAGAAGAAGCUUGAGAUUGAGUUGCGGAAAAAGGCCCUUGAAUCUCUACGGGCAAAGAAGGCCAUUAAUCAUUAA